Messenger RNA from Fusarium subglutinans, 279 nucleotides. Its product is annotated as heterokaryon incompatibility 6 OR allele. The record is from RefSeq and is a predicted model, not a curated record. Bases 1 to 279 code for a protein of 92 amino acids. Lineage: Eukaryota; Fungi; Ascomycota; Sordariomycetes; Hypocreales; Nectriaceae. The transcript has 2 exons.
AUGCUAUAUUCACCACCGGUCUUAGCCAUUAGCGGAUUCGAGGUGACCAGCAUCAAGACGACAAGUCAUGCAUUUUCAAGCUGUGGCGACGAAGCUAAGGCUGAACAGGAGUCCAAGGCUGUGGCCCUGGAGCUACUCCAAGGCAUAAGAUCGCUCGACAAAGACGAAGCAGCAAUCCUAGGAUCUUACAAAAGAGUAGGGGCCCGAAAUGGCGAACAGAAGCAGACACCCUUCAGAAAGUCCUUCAAAGACCUGGAUCGAUGCGGCCAAUACUCAUAA